Ceratotherium simum simum (southern white rhinoceros) is the source of this 1163-nucleotide messenger RNA. RefSeq names its product protein FAM187B-like. The record is from RefSeq and is a predicted model, not a curated record. NCBI's taxonomy places the organism in Eukaryota, Metazoa, Chordata, Mammalia, Perissodactyla, Rhinocerotidae.
ACAAUGUCCAGGGUGGUGCCCGGCCCACCACCACAGGCCCUGUCCACCAUGCUGACCAGCCUGUGGCUGCUGCUCAGCUGUGCUGUCCCAGGGCUGGGGUUCUACAUCUCUGUCAGCUGUCCCAGCGGGAAGCAGUGCCACCGGGCCCUGCUCUCGGACAACGACGUCCUCCUGCACUGCAACUCCUCCGGGGCACAGUGGUACUACUUCUUCCUGCAAGACAUGACCGGCUGGUCCAACAAUUUCCACACCGUCCGCAACGCGGAGAUAAUGCCCGACGGCAGCCUGCUCAUUCGGAGUCCCCCGCCCUACCAGACAGGCCUCUACGAGUGCCGGGACAAGGACAGCGUCCUGGUGGCCCAGUACAGUAUCGACUUCCAAGACGUGAGCAACCUGCACAUCACUCACAGGGGCCUGGGCCAAAAGCCCCUGGAGAACGAGACGCUGAGCCUGGACGGCAAGCACGUCGUGUUCACCCACUGGGAGCCCUGGCAGGACUGCAACCGCUGCGGGCAGCCGGGCGAGCGCAAACGCCUGGGCUACUGCUACAUCGAGGAGCGGCUGGAGGAGCCCCUGCCCUGCGGGCUCUACCUGGGGGAUUUGAAGGUGUGGUACCCCCGCCUGCAGCCUGAGAUGCAGGUGGAAGCCUGCCACAUCGAGUGCAAAGAGUCCACAGUGGCGUACGUCACUUUCGACAACUUUAAGCUCAGUGAGAAUUCGGAAUCUGCAUGGCUUACCUGCCCCUUAGGAUCCAUCUACAGGCCCAUCAUCUGGGAAGUCAACAACAGGCCCCUGACCUGGCAGGGCCAGCUGUCUGGCCAGGAUGUAAGCACCUUCCUGGACCCCUCCAAUGGCGGCAGGCGCCUGCAGGUCUUCCAGCCGGCCGUCUACAAGUGCUUCGUGCAGCAGGAGCUCAUGGCUCGAUUCAACCCCUGGCCCAAUCCCGAGAUGCCGGGGACUCCCGGGACAGAGGCCGCUGGACCACGGGAGGCAGAGGAGGCCGGGAGGGGGAAGGCCGACUCCAUCCUCAAGGGGCUGCAGCUGAUGCUGCUGGCUGUCGCGGUCCUGGGCCUGCUCGGGGUGCUGCUCAGGCUCUUGCGCCUUUCCCAGGGCAAGAGAGGCAAGCAGGUGCUGCUGGUGAAAUAAAGCGGGGCCUCUGUGCC